Rodentolepis nana is the source of this 240-nucleotide messenger RNA. Lineage: Eukaryota; Metazoa; Platyhelminthes; Cestoda; Cyclophyllidea; Hymenolepididae. The record is from the annotation of a GenBank genome assembly.
AUGAAAGCGCUUUGCAACUGCGUUUUUAUUGCCAUUUUCCUUCUCACUAAUGUUAUUGACCAAACAAAUGCAGCUUGGGUAGGAUCUACUUACGACAGUAACUCCGAUGGUCACAACCCAUUUAGUCAACAAGAUGGCGGUGGACUUGGUAACCAAGGGCCAAUUAUCGGAAAUUUUUAUGACCCUAAUACCGGUAGACACGGUCGACUGGAGAUCACGUAUUAUGGAGGAGGGGGUUAA